Linnemannia hyalina is the source of this 858-nucleotide messenger RNA. The record is from the annotation of a GenBank genome assembly. Lineage: Eukaryota; Fungi; Mortierellomycota; Mortierellomycetes; Mortierellales; Mortierellaceae.
AUGACCUUCGAGGCCAAUGAAAACGUCCUCUGUUUUCAUGGCCCUUUGCUCUACGAGGCCAAGAUUCUCAAAACAGACUGGAGGGUCCUUGACCCACCACAUGGCGAUGAAGGCCCAGCUUACUUGGUCCAUUACCGCGGUUGGAAACAGACAUGGGACGAGUGGGUUCCUGAAUCAAGGGCACUCAAGAUGAAUGAGGCAAACUUGGCCAAACAGGCCAGUUUGAAGGAGUCAUAUCCUGGCAAGAAGAAGGCAGUACCAAAAACAUCAGGAGUGACAGAGAGCUCUGAUAGAGGAAAGAAGCGAGCAAAGGACACGAGUGUUGACAAGGAGGAAGAAUUCACAAAGCGGCCCGAGAUCAAAGUACCAAUACCCGACUCAUUGAAGGCACAACUCGUGGAUGACUGGGAAAACAUCACCAAGCACCAACAACUGGUUCCUCUGCCAAGGACGCCCAAUGUCGUCCAGAUCCUCGACAUGUACAGAGACUCGAAGAAGGACAAGAAGGGAAAGAGCGACGAGAUUUUCCAAGAAGUGCUGUCAGGAAUCAAGACGUACUUUGACAAAUGUCUGGGCAACCUGCUUCUCUACCGGUUUGAACGUCAACAAUACGUCGACAUUCGCAAGCGGAACACUGGAAAGGAGGACUCGGAGAUCUAUGGCGGCGAACAUUUGCUCCGACUCUUUGUUCAAUUUCCCAUGCUUAUUGCUCAUACUCAGAUGGAUCAGGACUCGAUCAAUGCUCUCCGUGAGAACCUGGUGGAUGUUCUCAAGUGGAUGCAAAAGAACCACAAGGAGCUGUUGCUGUCGGAAUAUGAGAAUGCGAGCCCCGCCUACCAAUCUAUCGUCAAAUCAUAA